AUGGAAAUCGCAGAAAUGCUCGAGCAUAGAAGGAUUGACAUCUGCUGGCUUCAGGAAACCCGAUGGAAAUCGAAUGGUGUCUGUCAUGUCAACUCAGACAAAGAAAAAUAUAAACUAUUCUGGAAUGGUCAAAAGACGGCCAAAAAUGGUGUUGGAAUUUUUGUCAGAGAACCGCUAGCCCAAGAAGUACUGGAUAUUAAAAGGAUUAAUUCACGUCUUAUGUGGAUCAAACUUCGCAUAGAAAAGCAAACAAUGAUUAUUUUUUCUGCGUUCUCUGACACCAUCUCAACAAUACCAAAAUAUGAAACAAUCUUGAUUGGAGGUGAUCCCAAUGGCCACGUU
Messenger RNA from Helobdella robusta, 342 nucleotides. RefSeq lists its product as hypothetical. The record is from RefSeq and is a predicted model, not a curated record. The transcript has a single exon. Lineage: Eukaryota; Metazoa; Annelida; Clitellata; Rhynchobdellida; Glossiphoniidae. The annotation marks the transcript as partial.